This is a messenger RNA of Suillus paluster, 281 nucleotides long. RefSeq lists its product as uncharacterized. The record is from RefSeq and is a predicted model, not a curated record. NCBI's taxonomy places the organism in Eukaryota, Fungi, Basidiomycota, Agaricomycetes, Boletales, Suillaceae. The transcript has a single exon. Bases 20 to 244 code for a protein of 74 amino acids.
CAUCCACGAUAUUUGCAUCAUGAUCGAUCAUCGUGUAAUGGCUAUUGUGUUUAAUCUCAUCAUCUUCUCCGGGACACCCGUGUUACUGCUCUUCUUCCCAAGUCUAUCGGCCCCGGUCACAGCUACAGUCAUGAUGAUAACUUGGCUGUUCUUACUUUUUCUAGUGAAUAUAUCUACUCCUGAUGUUCUCGACCUGGACGGCGCCACGUUUCCAAUGUUCCGCGUAGUGUUUUGCGCCUUGUAGAUCAUCGGGGUUGCCUUGUUAGUAUGAUGGUUGGGCG